Lotus japonicus is the source of this 637-nucleotide messenger RNA. Its product is annotated as ferredoxin-thioredoxin reductase, variable chain-like. Bases 24 to 524 code for a protein of 166 amino acids. The record is from RefSeq and is a predicted model, not a curated record. NCBI's taxonomy places the organism in Eukaryota, Viridiplantae, Streptophyta, Magnoliopsida, Fabales, Fabaceae. The transcript has a single exon. Gene Ontology annotation, biological process: photosynthesis.
GAAAAGGAACGAUCAAACAGAAAAUGAAAUCAAUCCAAUUCAACAUGAGCACCAUAGCGAUUGCGAUGGCUCCCUCUUCACCACUGCUCAGCGUUUCCCCAAAUCGCUCAUCGAUGCUUCUCCUCACCAAAUCGAUUCCAUUCUCUUCAUCUUCUUCAAUUCAUCCUCCUCUAUUCGCAAAUCUCAGAGGCAGCAGCAGAAGCAUUACGCGGUGCGAGGUCGCCGUGGAAGAAUCAUCGCCGUCGUCCACUUCCUCAUCAUCGGAAUCGGAAGAAGCGGAAUCAUCGAAGGUCGGAGCGCGUGUUAGGGUGAAGGUUCCGUUGAAGGUGUACCAUGUGCCCAAGGUUCCGGAGUUCGAUCUUGAAGGUGCGGAAGGGGAGAUCAAGCAGUACGUUGCGCUAUGGAAGGGUAAGAAAAUCUCUGCUAAUUUUCCUUAUAAGGUUCAGUUUGUUACUGAAAUUGAAGGUCGUGGUGCUGUCAAGUUCUUUGCGCAUCUUAAGGAAGAUGAGUUUGAGUUUCUCUGAGUUCAGUGAAACCCUAUUAUGUCUUAAUUCUAGUUCUGUUACACUAAAUCUAUGAUUACUUUGUCAUUAUUGAAUAGUAAAUAAUGAAAUGAUCCAUGUGCAGUGUUGUUGUA